Episyrphus balteatus (marmalade hoverfly) is the source of this 915-nucleotide messenger RNA. RefSeq names its product integumentary mucin C.1. The transcript is spliced from 2 exons. The record is from RefSeq and is a predicted model, not a curated record. NCBI's taxonomy places the organism in Eukaryota, Metazoa, Arthropoda, Insecta, Diptera, Syrphidae. Gene Ontology annotation, cellular component: cytoplasmic vesicle. The coding region runs from base 235 to 828 and encodes 197 amino acids.
AAAAUUCAGUGGAAUUUUCUACACGGCCUUUGUGUUGUUCAUAGUUACACUUUAUUCAUCUGCUUGAACUGAUAUAUAAAUUUUUUUUUUAAUUACAAGAAGAAUUCCGCUACGAAGCAGUUAAUCCAAGUGAAAAUAUUCUUAUCAAUUUUACAAAAAAUUUAUUGCCUAUUAAAAAGUAAAGAAAUCGUAUCUUUUGUCGAUUGCUGCAAGAAAGAAAAGUAAAAAAAAAAAAUGAAAUCAUCUAAAAGUUUUUUGCUAUGCUUGUUGGCUGGACUCUUCAUUUCUGCGAAUUGUGCAGCUCUAGAAGAAAAAACCAAUGACACGAAAGAAGCGGAUGUUGCUUUGACUACGACGACAACUAUACCCACAACUAAAGUCGACUCAAAUGAUACAACAACAAAUGUUCCUCCAAUAACUGAUUCUACAACUGAUCCGACUCCACCAACAAAUGCAACUACAACCACACUCGCUCCAGAAACUACGACCAUUGUUACCACAACCCCAACGGUCCCAACUACGACUACAACUCCGUCAGGAACAAAUACCACAACUCCUACCACUACAACCACAUCGUCUACGACCAGUACAACCACUCCAUCGACAACAUCAAGUACAUCUUCGACUACAACUCCUGCUCCAUCGACCACUUCCUCCACCACUGAAACCCCAUCAUCAACCACAGUCGCUCCUCCGGUUCCUUGCCACCGAUUCGAUGGACCUUCAUUCAUUGGAGGCAUUGUCCUUACUCUUGGCUUGCUAGCCAUUAGCCUUGUCGCUUAUAAAUUCUACAAGGCUCGAAACGAGCGCAACUAUCACACUUUGUGAGAAGUUAACUCUGGUUUGUGUAGAUAACCAAAAAAAAAAAAUAAUAAAAAAAAAGGAAGGAUGCUUAAAGCAUUCACUUAUUUGUGA